Messenger RNA from Anolis carolinensis (green anole), 1580 nucleotides. RefSeq names its product GS homeobox 1 (gene gsx1). NCBI's taxonomy places the organism in Eukaryota, Metazoa, Chordata, Lepidosauria, Squamata, Anolidae. The transcript has 2 exons. Gene Ontology annotation, biological process: regulation of DNA-templated transcription. Gene Ontology annotation, molecular function: DNA-binding transcription factor activity, RNA polymerase II-specific; sequence-specific double-stranded DNA binding. The record is from RefSeq and is a predicted model, not a curated record. Gene Ontology annotation, cellular component: nucleus. The coding region runs from base 192 to 1028 and encodes 278 amino acids.
CCUUUCGGGGCGGAGAGGGGCACAAUGGGCGAGCGUGCAGCGUGGGGCCCGAGGCGCGCCCCUCCAGCCCCGGGCGGUGUGUGCGCGUCACGUGGGCCCCGCGGGGUCUACUUAAAGCCGUGGGCGCGUCCCUUUCAGCACCACUGGCGCCGGUCAGCGCCCCGAGCAGGAGAAGCCACGCCAGCGCCAGGAUGCCGCGCUCCUUCCUGGUGGACGCCUUGGUGCUGCGCGACAAGAAAGCGGGCUCCUCCUCGUCCUCCCCGGCCAGUCCGCCGCCCCCGCCGCUCUUCCCCUACGCCGUGCACCCCUCGCACCCGCUGCACGGGCUCUCCGCCGUCUCCGCCGCCUGCCCCGCCGCCCCCGGAGCCGCCUCGUCGGCCGGGCGCAAAGCCGGGCUGCUGUGCGUGUGCCCGCUGUGCCUGGCCGCCGCCUCCUCGCAGCUCCACCACCACCCGCCGCCGCCGCCUCCCCCGCCGCUGCUCAAGGCCGCCUUCCCGGCCCCCUUCGGCUCCCAGUUCUGCCCCUCUCCCUUGGCCGCCAGGCAGGCCCCCGCCGCCCCCGCCGCACCCUCUCUCUACCCGGCUGCCUUCCCGAUGCCGGACCCCCGGCACUUCCACUGCAUCUCCGUCGACAGCACAUCUGGCCAGCUGCCCAGCAGUAAGAGGAUGCGCACGGCCUUCACCAGCACGCAACUCCUGGAACUGGAGCGGGAAUUCGCCUCCAACAUGUACCUGUCGCGGCUGAGGCGCAUCGAGAUCGCGACCUACCUGAACCUCUCCGAGAAGCAGGUCAAGAUCUGGUUCCAGAACCGCCGCGUCAAACACAAGAAGGAAGGCAAGGGCGGGAGCGGGGGCAGCGGCUCUCACCGGGUCGGAGGGGGCCUGGCUCCCGCGGGGGGGCACAGCUGCAAAUGCGCCUCGUUUGCCGCCGCCUCCUCCUCCUCCAAAUGCUCCGAAGACGACGAGGACUCGCCCGCCUCGCCUUCUUCCUCCGGGAAAGACGAGAGAGACUUGCCCGUCACCCCUUAAGCCUUUGUGCCCCUUGUAAAUAAUGGACAAGAGACUCUGAGCCAGGCAGACUCUGUCAAGGCGUUUCCCUUCAUCAGAUGCCCAGGACUGUGUGGGAAGGGGAGUGUAAAAUAGCCCAACCAUUAGCCCUUUCCCUCACGAAAUGAAAUGAACUCUCCACAGCGAAAAGUGGGGAUCAGGCCCCAUGUUUCUCCCACUCUAGCUUUCCUUCUAGGAAUGGGGAGCCUGGGUUAUCUCUGUUGGUGUCUGGGCAAUUUGCUUUACUGCCUCCAAACCUUCCUUCAUGUAGAUCCCACCACACAGGAGGUCCUCCCAUUUGCUUUCAUGAGUGGAAAGGGGGACGUUAAACCUUUGGAGACUUGUUUCCUCUUAGCGUUUCAAUUCCCUUUUCUCGUCUCUCUCCCCAACCCCUUAAAACGGAUGAAGUGUCUUCGGCUGUGUGGUGGGCGGUCUGGCGCUACUGCUUGCUCACUGUAAUCCGCAGAGAUAUUUAUUUAUUUAUUUGUGUACACAUCCUGAGAAUAAAAUACAAUAAAGCCUUUUCCACCCCUC